Babesia bigemina is the source of this 762-nucleotide messenger RNA. RefSeq lists its product as hypothetical. The coding region runs from base 1 to 762 and encodes 253 amino acids. The record is from RefSeq and is a predicted model, not a curated record. The transcript has a single exon. NCBI's taxonomy places the organism in Eukaryota, Apicomplexa, Aconoidasida, Piroplasmida, Babesiidae.
AUGGUGUACCAUUCUUUGAUGGAUGUUCCCUGCAACCUCAAGGAGGGCAUCGAUUGGUUGAUAGCCCUGAAGGGAAAUGAUGCUGAAAAGAACAUAGCCGCUAUGGGUGCCGCAGUGUACGACUUUCUAGUAGACAAGCCGGUUGGUAAGAUGAACGUACCAGCUCUCGAGAAGGUUAAACUUAUUACUAAAAAGUUCCUGGCGACUCCGAAGCUUAUGAAUCUGUCCUUUGUACAAAGUAUGUUCGAAAAAUUCAAAAGGCCUAUGGCAAAGAGGCCCUGUUUACUAGCAAAGAUGUUUAGGAAUUUCGAGCACAGCGAUUAUGAGAACGUUUUACAGACCAAGAAACUCGGAUCUGAAAUUGUUUUAAAGAGCGUAGGUAAAGUCGCGGAUAGUUGUGAUAGGUUCCUGAAUCAUAUAAAAACCACUGAUAGCUACACUUCUGCUUACAGUUCAGAAGCAACGUGGGAUGCAUCAUGUGCGAAGGACCCGGAAGCUUGCGCAGUGGUCCUGGUGGGGAUUGCGCCUAUGUUAUGGGCAGGCCUAACUUCUUUGUGGGAUGCGACUAAUCCUCAAGCCUUUGGCUGCGGAACGGCCUUGGUAGAUAAUCGUUCGCGAGCGAUGCUAAAUGCCGUGGGUUACGAGGAGUCGGAAUACCGCAAUACACUGGGUCGUGUAAAUCUUCGCAAUGCAUUGCUCUCUAUGGAUUACGAUACUCUGCGCAUAUUAUACUACCUCGCUGGCUUUUGGGCUUUCUAUUGA